Messenger RNA from Centropristis striata (black sea bass), 9022 nucleotides. It is a transcript of the gene rbm14b, whose product is annotated as RNA binding motif protein 14b. Gene Ontology annotation, cellular component: cytosol. The transcript is spliced from 6 exons. Bases 321 to 2276 code for a protein of 651 amino acids. The record is from RefSeq and is a predicted model, not a curated record. Gene Ontology annotation, molecular function: zinc ion binding; mRNA binding. Lineage: Eukaryota; Metazoa; Chordata; Actinopteri; Perciformes; Serranidae.
CGAAAAUGCUGAAUAUCUCAAAAAGAAAAAGAGAGGGUACCAUGAAAGUCACAUUGAGUUCGGCUUCAUAGAAGCAAUGGACAAUGGGGGGGUCGCCAAAGUUUACAAUGGUAAAAAUGUGGGUCCCUCAAGAAAAAGGUUGGGAACAACUGACAUAUAUUUAUAUAUUUAUUUCUUUUUUCAUUCCUCAUAAUGAGCUCUUUAAUUGAACUCACUUGUUUCCUGCCCCUCAGGACUGUGCAAGAGCCCUGCGGCUUUUGAGGCAACAGCCUCUAAAUUAAACAGGCUUUUAUGUGCUACUUUGAGGGGCUUUUGUGUGCAUGUGUACUGUGUGUGCUCGAGUGAUUUUUGUGGGGAUUGAGCAUCCUCCUGGUGCAGCAGCAGCAGCAGCAGCAGCCCUCCCCCUCUUGCAGCCUCUCCAGCAGAAUGCCCGACAUGCAAACGGAAGCAGGCGCUACCAUUUUGAAAUACAGCACCGCCUAGCCGGCCAUAAAGGUUGUUCAGGAGCAGGACAAGGUGGCGACCAACCUGUACAGACGUUCCUCGGUUUGACUUGUGUCGCCAUGGACAAGAGCCACACAGUGAAGCUCUUCGUGGGCAACCUGGCGUUGGACACCACCCAGGAGGAGCUGUCCGCCAUCUUUGAACCCUACGGCCAGGUGGUCAGCUGCAGCGUGCUGCGACAGUUCGCCUUUGUGCACCUGCAGGGUGAGGGCGCCGCCGAGAGAGCCAUCCGGGAGCUCAACGGACGGGAGUUUCGCGGACGGAAUUUGGUGGUGGAGGAGUCGAGGGGGAGGCCGCUGCACUCCACCAAGGUGUUUGUGGGUAAUCUGAGUGGGAUGUGCACCACUGAGGACCUCCAGCAGCUGUUCCAGACAUUCGGAAAAGUUCUGGAGUGUGAUAAAGUGAAAGGCUAUGCCUUUGUCCACAUGGAAAACAAAGAAGACGCGCUCCAGGCCAUCGAGGCCCUGCACGGCACCUCGUUUAAGGGCCGCCCACUGUCUGUAGAGCUGUCCAAGGUCCAGCCCAGCAAGCAGGCGCCGACAGGAAAGAUCCCCUGUGUUAACUGUGGGAAGCAGGGCCACUAUGCUGGAGAGUGCCCUGUGGGGAAGCCUUCUCUGGAGCAGUACCAGAGUCAGGCGGCGGUCCUGGCUGCUGCAGCCGCCGCGGCCGCCGGCCUGCCGCUGCAGGUCCAGCAAAGCGUGCACAACUCAGUCUACAACACCUCCACCUUUGAUCCCACGUACGCCGCUCUCACUGGGAUCACCACGGGAACACGCACAGAUGGAAACCCAGUGAAUCCGGCUGUUUACGGUGCUCUUGCCAGCCAGGUGUACGGUGCCAAUGUUGCCAGUCAGCUUUAUGGAACGGUGGCAAAUCAGGCAGCUCUCACAGCAGGCGCCACGCAAAUGUACAGCUCCAUGACGCCCAACAUCUACGGCCAGAUGGCGGCGACUCCGGCGGCUGCUGCUGCGGCCGCGGCUGCCGCCUACUCACCUCAAGUUUACACCCCGACAGUGGCCAACUCCCAUGUGUAUCUGACUGCCGCUCACGGAUUAGAUAUGCAAACGGCAGCAGCGGCGGUCAACCCCGCCUACAGUGUAGCUCCGGCAAUUUACGGCGCCGCCGCGCCGGCCUACGCUCAUAUAAGCGCCAUGGGAGCAGCGGACCCUACGACGGCCAUCUUCGAGGCAGCCAGACAGGCGCAUUACUUCGCCCAGGGCCAGCAGGUGAUGGCCGACCAGCAAACGGUGGCGGCCGCAGCAGCAGCGGCCGUGGCAAAGUCUGGUGAGAGGGACCGCAGCCCCCUACGGAGGUCAGUUCCUCUGCUACCAGACCCAGUGAUGAAGCCGUUCAUGUACCAGAGAGCGAAGCCACGGCGACCCCUGCUCCCCACGCCGGCCGGCCGGGCAGCAGAAGAGGCAGCAGAGGCUGCAGAGGACCCCAUGGCCAGGUACUAUGCCGAGUACUACCAGCAGCUGCAGCAGUACCCUCAGUUCCAGUACGCCUACCCACCACCCACCGCGGUGACGGCCAUCCCUGGCAUGCCGGGAGUGUCGGCGGUGUCUGCGGUCCCCACCGUCUCCGCGAUGUCCGCCCAGUCUGUCGCUGCGCUGGACGCCCUCAGGCCAGUGGUCCCCACCGCCGCGGCAGUGGCAGCCGCCAUGGCUGCGCCAAGGGUGUAUGAGCCGCCGUUGCCGCCGCCCACGCGCAAGGAGGCCAUCCUCCGCCGCCCCGAACUCUCCCUUCACACGCCUGAGCCCCCCUUCCGAUAGUCGCACACAACUCUCUGCCCCCCCCACCCCUCCCCUCUUUGCCCUGAACCCCGUCUCCUCUUCCACCCCAAACUUGACCACCUUACAGCAGCUGUAUGUGUGUGUGUGUGUGUGUGUGUGUGUGUGUGUGUGUGAGUGUGAGUGAGUGAGUGUGUGUGUCUCGAGACAGAGGGUUUAUUAACCUGCUUUACGAGGGUCCUGGUCAGCUAACCGUGGUCCUGUUUGCACACACGCAGUGCAGCCACGAAAGGGAGGCUCUCAUCUGUCGUAUGGGCAUUCUUGUUGCUUCUCAGUUUUACUUUGUUGUUGUGCCACUCUCACACUUGUGCCAGUAUUAGACUGACCCGGUCGGUCGUUUCAUAUGCCUUUAUUUCCGCAACCCAGUUAUGAUUUUCUACGGCCAAAAAAUCUACGAUAAAAAAACUUUUUUAUCAGCCAUCCUCAUUAGGCCUAGAUGAUCAGUCAGGGCAGCUAAUUUGAAACCUUUUUUGCCUUAUGUUGGAGAGUUUAUAUUGUAAUCAGAUGGGACGUCAGAAACACUCUCAUUGUGUUCAGGCUGCACUGCAUCGUGUCCAACAGAACCAAGGUUGAUGUGUUUCGGGGGGAGGGGGUGUUUGUCCUGAAUGUGACGUGUGAAAGAGAGAGACACGUGCAGGCCUCUGACCUUGCAGCGCACAAACGCAGCAGCUUAGACUGCACCUUGCAGAAAAAAAAGUAAAGCACACAUAAUACGUACUGUAAUGUAUGUUUGGAUCUCUCCUUGACCCCCCUUUUCCCCCACCUGUACUCUAACUACAACACUGGAAGACGCUGCCUCACCUCCCUUUCUCUCUCUAACUACAGCUGCCUACCUCUCACAAUAAAUUUCAGCGUAGAGUCUCUACCACCCGGUUUAGUUCCUGCACCUCGUAAAAAGGCACAGGGUGAGCAGUUUGAGGAGGGAGGAGCCAGAUUUUUGUAGAUAUUCAGUCCUCCUACUGUUUGGAGGAGAAAAAAUAGUGUGUGUUUUGUUUGUUUUCGUGCAGUUUACAUGUAAGACAAGUCAACCUGGGGGUGUAAUGAAUUGUAAAUGGAUCAAAAACCCACGUGUGACUACUGAACGAGCUGUUUACAGAAGAUCUUUACACUGCGUCCUAUUGGGAAUCAUGACAUGUGACAAUUAUGUGCCUAUAAGCUUUGAGUGAAGUGCAUUAAGUGGAGGGAUCUCCCAUUUUUAAGUGCUUUUUUUUAUCAUUUCAAAGGGGGAAGGGGGGAGUAACAGGAGCCUCCUCCCUCCCCGGAGCUUAGUACUCGUGGACUUGCACUCCUGUUGUAGAUUUGUUUUUAUAUCAUAAAGGUUUUUUAAAAAAAGCCACAAACUGAGACUGAGCCUCGCAGGUUCAUUCAUUCGCCGCUGGUAUUAAGCAGGAACGACAGUGAUAGCACCAAUGAAGUGCGAGAUGGGGCAGUGUCUUCCAGUUGCCCCCUAUUUUUUUCCAAAAAAAACAGACCUGCUUCAGAUUGUAAUUGCAAAAAAAAUAAGUGUGUGUUUUGAUCUGGUUACUGGGUCUGGUCGGUAGGAUUUGCUGCAGUUUGAGGCACUUUUUCUCAUCUCAGCAGCAAACUGCCACCCUCUCGGUCCAACAACACCUUAAAACAACCACUUGGAGUUUUCCUGCGACUAUUAUCUGACAGCGGUCUGAUGCACACACAGACAUACCCUCUGAAAUCACCUUACUGCCUCGCUGUUCCCCCCUCUCCCCUCUCCCCCUGUGGUUUUUAGUGGUUAAGUGACUUUUUGCAUCUCACAGUGUAAUCUUUCUGUGUUGUAUAUACAAACACAUACCAGUUGCAUCCUUUGUAGAAAUUGUGGUUUGCGAAAUGUCUUGUUUGCCAUGUUUGAGACCGUAUUUUUUAGAGAUUUAAUUUUGCCUUUUUUUUUUUUUUUUUUAGGAAAAUACACACAAAAAUCGAAAAAAUCGGCAUGCUUUUUAUUGAGAAUAUGUAUACUAUAAUCAUUAUUAUAAUAAAGAAUGUUUGGCUGACUACUGUGGUAAAAGAAAGCAAAGGGUUUGGACAUUUCCCCUUCUUGUUUAUGUUGUUCUUCUCCACUAUCUGUUUCUCUUGUGUAAAAUGACCACCAGACCCAUUUGACUGGGGACCCAUGGGGACACAGGUGUAGAUGCUGGCCCAGCUUUGCUCUCUUUGGUCAGGGUAAGUGCGGGUUGGUGCUCCUUUCUCUCUCCAGCCUCUCAAACUGGGUGCAAACUUAAAUUUAUUUGAAGGGGGUUUGCACUUGAACAAAUGCACUUCAUUAUUUAAUCCUGGCUAGAAAAGGCCUUUUAAAUUGACUUUUUUCACACUGUGGCAUCAUGUUGAGAGCUGGGGAGAGGCACACAGAUAGAAUGGCCUGGGUGCAUUUUGAUCUGUGGAGCAGUCCUGUUUCUGGGGUUGAUGGGUGUGCGUCUGGUCUGGUCUGGUCUCUCCCCUGCUGCACCAAAUUCUCCCCCUUCCGUGUGUCUCUGUGUCCACUCUACUCUCAGAACCUGCAUGUGUGAUAAUCUGUAACUCUGCCGCAAAAAAAAAAAAAAGAAAAAAAAGAAGCCCCGCGACAGUCCAGCUCUGAACUAACUAUCUCAACUGAAUUAGGUCACCGGGCCACCUGGAACGGCCAGCGUGCAGCCGUGCGUGAGCGUGGCGGCGUGAGCCAUGGGGACGACUUUUAAGCGCGACGCCACCACCGCAGUGGGAACUUGUUCUCUCUCUCCUCACCACCAAGCGCUUUCUCCGCCGCCACCGCCGUCGCCACCUUGGAUCUGGGUUCGUGGCUCUGGCUCGGACUCAACUUCCCAGAACCACCCACCUGACCCAACCUCCCCACCCUCCUUUGUUGCCGUAGAGGCCUGGGCGUGCCAAUGGACAGUGUUAUGUGCCGCCGGACUCAGUAACAUGACACAGAGAGACUUCAGUGUUGGACAAGUCGCUUUGCUAAAACUGUUGAAUGCUGGGUUUGCUCCACACGGCUGUGGAUGGGAUCUUAACUCCCGUUUCCCAAAAUAACCUCAUUAGAUUUUAAGUGAUUAAUCAAACAAUUUUUUUAUCUUUGGGUCCCUCACAGCCUGUGUGCCAAUCAGAAACGUCCUAUAAGAUAGGCCUUAGGUAUGAGGCCAGUCUGACCUGUAGAUUCUCAAUCUCAGGGUUCCUAUAGGACUUUUCUGGUACGGCAGCUCUAUUCCUCUAAUACUGGGAUCAGCUGGACUGGCUGGAUAUGUGCUCUGAGUGUGUUUCUACCUGUUAAGAUUGUCCCUGUGCUGAGAUAGAGAGCUUAACCCUUCACACACAAUCCCACACUCCCACCCAGGCUUUUUAGUAUGUCAAAUGAGUUGUCCGGCAUUUGCUCUGACAGCUGCGAGAUGGAGUCAGCACCAGGAGGGCGUUGCCUUCUGUCGGCCUAACAAACAAAAGGAAAGGGAAGAAGAAGGGUGAGAGGGAAGAAUAGAUGAGUAUAAGGUGAGUUGGUAGCGGAAGGAUCCUCUGUCCAAAGCUGCUUCCUAACCUCACCUUCCUGAUCUUGGAGGACCCCAUUGUUGAUCGAUAUUAUAGAUGUACUGGCCAGAACCUUAUUCUAGAAAAGACAUUUUAUUGGCCAUAGUCUAUCCUGAUAACGCAGCUUUGACUCUGAGGUCCAUCUUUGUUUACUAAAAUGUAGAAUUCCACUGAAACUGAUUGACUACAGACAUUAGGAGUUUUUGGACCAAACUGUUCUGGGGGGCUCCUCCAAGAACUAUAUAGGCUACCUUCUACUAUAACCACUUUUUUUGUUUGCAUGAGCACUGCCAACACUAAUAGAGAUGUUGGCUGUCUAGCAUCUAUAGGCUUCAUUUCUGUAACCAGUGUAGCAUGAAAGCAUGGCAGAAUUAGCUAGAUAGCUAACUUGCAAAUGGCUGACUAGUAAGCUAGCUCACUAAUUUUGCCAAGCUUUCAUGUAACACUGGUUACAGAAAUUGAGCAAAUCUGUUUGGUGGUAGUAGCACUUUCCUACAAUGUGGCAAGAGUGUGAGAAUGAAGUAAUAAUGGUGGUUCAGUUUUACUCAUUUAGUGACAAGCUAGCAGUUAAAAAUGGUGGUUGCUACUUUGGCUCCAUGGAUGUAUAAAGAGAAAUGGAUACAGUAUUGAAGGCGAACCUCAUUCAUUCCUAUGAAAGUUGCUUAGUGGCACAUUCAGCCCAAAACGUUUUAUUUCCAUUUAUGGAAUAAACUGUAUAUUUAAUAGCUUUUUUGCAUCUAUGGGGCCCAUACAACAAGUUCAUUAGAGACUUCCGUUGGUCGGCUACUUUUAAAAAUAACUUGAAUGGGGGGUAACGAUUUAAUUGUACAGUCUUUCAAAAUGUUAUUGGACCAAGUGGAUCAAAUUUGGCGGGGGUUCCAAAAAAUUGACUACCAAUUUAAAUACGUCCAUUUCCCAAUGUAAGUCUAGGGAAAAAAAUCUUUCUGGGCAUCAUGUGACGGACCCCGGACGUUAUAAUUCCACCAUUUAGUCACUACAAAUUAAAAUUUGCUCUUUCUGGCUGUUUGAUUAGCUCAUGGUCGCUCAUGGUUCCGCUUGUGCUGGAAGGGUAUCAACUCUGAAAUACAACUAAGGGGCUUUUUUUUUUUUACUCAACACAAUAAUAAAGGGGGGAUUCCUGGUCCAAAGUCACCGUUGUUUGCUCUCAGGCCCAAAUUACUGUACAUGUAGUUAGGCUAGCAAAACAAUGCAACUCUAACUUAAUUUUAUUAAAACUGCCCUGGGAACAAAGCAGCUUUAGAGUGAGUAGAUAACUCUUUCCCAGCCUCCAUGAUCAGGGCAAGUGGUGCUCCAAUUUUUUUCCUCCAGUCACCUCAGCCUCCCAGCUCUCCCGACUCCUCACUAAAGGCUUCUUCGGGUGCUUGUGAGUCUGGGCUUCCCGUGCUUGGGUGAAUGCAGCCUCUUAAACCCUCCUGCUCUGAAUUCACAGUCGCACUGUACUGACAGCCACAGCUCGCUGCAGCCUCCUCCCCUACUUCCACCUCCUCACCCACUCUCCCCCCUCUCUCCCUCGCCUUCUGCAGUUUGGACAGCUGAAGAACUCUAGAUGCUCUUUAUGCACACAUCUCUGUAUUGUGUUGUUUUCAUGGGAUCCCACAGGUUCCAUCUGUUCUCCUGCAGCAGGUACCAGUGCAUCUGGAUGAGUGCAUCUUGGUUAGAGCACAACCCCAUAGACCAUAUUGCCUUUUUUGAGUUUGCAAGUAGAGAUUCAGUAGGUUUAGCCAAUGUUACAUGACUAUUCUAGCUCUUCUAGCACAUAUGUGAAUAACAGAUAUCUACUGCUGCUCAUCGUUCCUUGAGACAGCAGUAAGGUCAUACCUAAGCCAUUACCUCAUCUACAGGGGGAUGACGCAACAUUUACACCUGCAGAAUUUAACCCUCUGAUAGAAACGUAUGGGUUUGUUUUUUUCUCGCCAAAAAUGCGCUUUAUUGUAGAAAGAAACUGGCAUCAUCUUAAGAAUUUUAACUUUCCAAGAGUCCUUGAAUGGAACAUAAGUUAUGAAAAUUUCCAUAGUAAAGUAGCCAAAACAAAGCUUAAAAUUGUUAUAUUUCUGUAAAAAUUGAAAAGUCGCCAAAAAAACCUGUUUGUAAUAACUAGAUCCUGUUAAAAACAUAAAAUUCUGCUCCUCAGAGACACUGUGAAGCCAUGAUUGAUUCUGCUGAGAUGAAUGGUCAAAUAUUCACAGAAAAUCUGUUUACACAGAGCUGAGAGGAGAGGACCGGAGAGGUUGUAAAAAUGCAACUAGUUCAGUGUUUUUAACAUGUGGAGACACAAUUUUAUUUUUCCAAUUUUCUUAACACUUGUCGGCACUUGGAAAAGUGUUGUUACUAUAAAUUCCAUUUUAUUCCAAACUUAAAAAAAUAAUCUAUCAGAGAAAUUCAACUUGCGUUCUUUUUUUUAUAAAAAUGAUUUACGUCAUUAUAACUGUGUUAUUCUGCAUCAGACAUUUUUGAGUUGUUUCCACUUCUAGCCAUGCCUAUGCUGAUUCCAUAGAGCUGCAGGACAUAAUUUUGCAGUGAGAUACAAGGCCACAGUGAGUAAAAUUCAAAAAGCAAAAAAAACACCCUGAAACAGCUUUUUUUGUUGGAGUUCAGAGGGUGAAUGCAGUUCAAUACACUAACCCUUUGUGUCGACAGUGUAUUGACUUGCAUUAGACUGUGAGGUGUUCAUGUUAUUUUGUCCAUCCUGUCUGUAUGUUUAUUAGCAACCAGAGGCCAAUCCUGUCUUUUUCUGUGGUACAUAUUUGUAUCAAAAACAACCAUAGUUGCAUUGUGUUUACAGUGAUAAGUCCCUUAGAUCAGCCAGUAGCACAGUAACCACAAAUAGUCUCUCAGUAGCUAAGCGUCUACAAGUAGGUUAAUGGACCAAGCAGAGUGUAGUUACAUUUAAAUGCCUGAUUAAUUAUAAUAUACAUUAUUCUAGUUUCCAAAGACACAUAAAUGGGUGGCAGAAUAAUGUGUCACCUCAGAUCUGCUCAUUUCAGCACAAAGUCCAAUGUGACUGGGUGGGAUUUAAGUUGCUGUAUGUUCGAUUUGCGCUAACAUGUUUACUGUGAAUGACAAAUCCUGAUAUAAACAGAAAUGAUACUGUAAAAUUGUGUAUGCAUAUAUAUGCCUUUUGAUCUGUAUUUCUUAAAAUGUUCCGAGGCAUUUUCAGUCUGCAUGCAAAUCAUGAAUAAAUUAUUUUUUUUCUCAUAAAA